Molecule: messenger RNA, 1228 nt
Organism: Vanessa tameamea
Lineage: Eukaryota; Metazoa; Arthropoda; Insecta; Lepidoptera; Nymphalidae
Product: tigger transposable element-derived protein 4-like
Exons: 2
Cellular component (GO): nucleus
Molecular function (GO): DNA binding
Source: RefSeq, a predicted model, not a curated record
AUACAUUUAAAACCGUUUAUGACGACAUCGUUUAGAACAACAUAUCGGUUAUAUUGACCAAAAUCAAAGGUCCCGACUGAAUGCUACAUAACAGUCUUAUAAAAAAAAUAUUGCUUUUUACGACAUUGCUUACUACGACAUACCGCAUUAUACGACCACAUUUCGCUAAUGUUUUCGAAAAAUUAUAUCUGUAGAACAACCAGCUGAUCCGUAUUGUAAACAAUUUGAAUAGGCACAGUGUAAUUAAUGGUCAAUGGCUAUUAUCGUAAAAGUCGUAAAAGUAAACACGUGUCGAGUUCAGGCACAAAAGGUUUAGGGUCUUUUGUAAUUCUUAGAAACAAAACACACGCAUUUGUACACAAGACGCACCAAAACACAGUGUUGAGUUAAUUGUGAAACUGUCAACAUGUCGGGAGCAAAAAGAAAGCAGAUUAAUAUCGAAGAAAAGUCGCGUAUUAUUUCAAAGUUAGAGAGCGCAGUUCCAAACAAAGACUUAGCAAAAGAAUAUGGCGUAUCACAUUCGACAAUUUCCACCAUUUGGAAUGAGAGGGAAAAAAUUCAAAACCUCUAUGACAAAAUCUUUUUGAAAAUGAAACGAGCCCGGACAAAGAAGCAUACGAAGAUUGAAGAAGCUUUGUUAAAGUGGUUUAAAUAUCAAAGGACAAAUAAUGUGCCAAUAAGUGGACCAAUUCUUCAACAAAAAGCAAACGAUUUUGCUCAACGUUUUGGUGAAGAUUUUGUUUGCUCGUCUAGUUGGAUUCAACGUUUUCGGGCUCGGCACGGCAUUGUCGGCGGGAAAAUAAGUGGUGAAGCUGCCAGUGUUGAUAAAGGCAGGACUUUAAAGUUCAAAGGAGAGAAUUGUUCGGGAGGAAAAAUGUCAAAGACGAGACUAAAGAUCAUGGUUGCAGCAAAUAUGACAGGGUCCUGUAAAAAGAAGCUUUUAGUUAUUGGGAAAUCUAAGAAACCAAGAUGCUUUAAAUCAGUACGCUCACUGCCGGUAACGUAUGAAAAAAAUGUGAAAUCAUGGAUGACAUCGGAAAUCUUUGAAAGAUGGUUGUGACACUGGAACGCCGAAUUAAAAGCAAACAAUAAGAAAGUUCCACUUUUGGUUGAUAAUUGUCCUGCUCAUCCAGCUGUUACUAAUCUAAAGUUCAUUAAACUUGUUUUCUUACCACCAAAUGUUACAUCUGUAUUGCAACCUAUGGACCAAGGUGUAAAAGAUGUUUAA